AACCAAUAGGAACGAAGCUGAGCGGUAAGUGGGCGGGGUUUCCCCUCUGCACGGACCAUCAGUUGUUUAAAAUGUCUCCCUAACAACCGGACUGGGAGUCAAACAACAGAAGUUUUCGCUGGACAAAGGCCUCCAGGAGUCGGAAUGGCUGGGACUGGCGAGGGAAAGAAAGAGGAGGCCGACUACAAGAGACUGCACAGCUUCCCUCUCAUCAGGCACACAGACAUGCCAGAGGAAAUGAGGGUGGAAACCAUGGAGCUUUGUGUUACAGCCUGCGAAAAGUUUGCCACCAACAAUGAGAGUGCAGCGAAGAUGAUCAAAGAAUCCAUGGACAAGAAAUUUGGCAGCUCGUGGCACGUGGUGAUCGGCGAAGGCUUCGGCUUCGAGGUCACACAUGAAGUGAAGAACUUGCUCUACAUGUUCUUUGGAGGGAGUCUGGCAGUGUGUGUGUGGAAGUGUUCAUAGCACCUCCUCGUUGUGCCUCCUCCCCUCUGAUGUGGUCACGGGGCUGGGAAUAAACACCAGCUACCAGCCAAACGCUGGUUACACUUUUGUUACAGCAGGUUAGUUUGUCCACACUACCAGCCACUGUGGCAAAUAAUGAACCGUCAUUAUGGAGAUCUGGUCCAGUUUAAAGAUGUAGUUGGCAGGAAAAUAUGUUCGAAAGGGAAGUUUGAGUGCGGCACUAACUUUGGCUGGUAGGCAUAAAAAUAGCUUUCUGCCUCGUCUGUCACUUUACUUUUUCUCUUUGUUUUCUACUCUCCGUCCGUCUCUGAAGCUGUAUCCAUGGUCCUAAACAUUUGUGAGUGUGCAUGUGCAAGUAUGUAAGCUCAACUUUUACAAACAAUACAGCCAGCCAGGGUCUCCAAAGUCCUUUAUCCUCAUUCCUCUUCAGGGAGCGCGUGUAUGUGCGAGUGAGUUUAUACGUUUGUGUGUGCUGGACACACACUGUUUUUUGAAGUAACAUUUCAUUGUCACUUUCCAUCAGCGGUUUGUGCAACAGCACACUGUCCACGCCAUCUGAAACUUUUCACACGUGUCUUUCUCUCUUUCUCUCCAACCGCACUAGUCUUUCAAUAAAAUUUUUAAUAUUUUUUAUGUGUACAUAUUUUGAUGCGACUUGAAAAACUUCUUUUUAAAGACCUGUGUCAUCUUCUUACAACCAAAGGCUCAGUAUCUCCUGAGCCAAACAACACUAAACCCGAUCCACCUUUUCUCCCUGUAAAGGUGUUUGUAAUAAUCCCUAAUAAUAUCUCCCCGCUGGGUGAUGUUAGCAAUGUGAUUGUUUGUCAUGUUGAUGCCAGUUUUAAUGAUCCAGUGCAAUGGAUCAUUUUGUGUGAAUUGACCUGAUUAUACAAUAAACUCUGAAAUGUGGUGAAAUAG
Messenger RNA from Larimichthys crocea (large yellow croaker), 1383 nucleotides. Its product is annotated as dynein light chain 4, axonemal. Gene Ontology annotation, biological process: microtubule-based process. Lineage: Eukaryota; Metazoa; Chordata; Actinopteri; Sciaenidae. Gene Ontology annotation, cellular component: dynein complex. The coding region runs from base 145 to 465 and encodes 106 amino acids. The record is from RefSeq and is a predicted model, not a curated record. The transcript has 4 exons.